ACUUAUUACUGCGCCAUUCGAUCGAUCAGUGGGACCCAGUUAAGAUGCUCGACUGGUGUUUAUUCUGUGUGCUCCUCUUGCCGCUGGUGCAGAUGGAGACUACAUCGCAACUUCUGAACCUCAGUGCGAGGAACUUCCAACUGGAUUUCCUGCGAGAUCUAGACGACCUGGUGAAACAGCGGGCCGAGCUGAGCCUCAACAAUUAUCUAGAUCGACUGGGUAGCAAUCCGAAGAAUGCAAACUAUACGACUGAGCUAAGUGAGGCCCGUGCGACGUCGAAAUUUCAGUCAAAGGUGACGCUUAUCAAGCAGCUGCUCGAUAGGCAGCCUCAUUUAGCCACGGAUCUAGAGCCCACCUUCGUCCUGCGCAACCUGAUCUUUCUGAACCGAUUGAAAUCCACGCUAAGGGCCUCCAAGGAUGCCAGCAAUCAGGAGAUCCGGCUAAUGCGAAUGCAUCGUCUUUGUCAGCAAUUCGACCUCAAGGAAGCACAUCCCUAUCAAGAGAGUCGACUCAUAAACGAAGAAACUAUCGGAAAAGCGUUGGAGCAGCUCAAUCUCACCAGAAGUGAGGUCAAUUCUACGGGCCUGGACCUGAACGAGUUUGGGGCGCAGCUGUACGAGCGAGUCAAGCUGUCGGGCGCCGAGAUUAUUGACAACUAUCUGAAUAUUCUGCGCUCCAUGCUCCAGGAUAUCAUCGAAGGCGAUCAGGGGGAACUGGCUGGGAGCAGUGACAAACUGGAGAAUAUGCUGCAGCAGCUGGACGCCAUGCUGGCCACGCAGGAUUUCUUUGAGAAGCGCCAGCGGGUUUACGCCUACAUGGAGCUCCAACUGAGCACCGAUUACGAGAAUAUGCGAGAUUCGGCUAGAUCUCAGCAUCUUACCGAAACGCUUCUCGCCCAGCUGAAGGCCAAGGGCCUCGAUCUCUUCGUCAUCUUUUUGUUCAGCAACUUUGAGUUCUUGGAUCUGGUCCACAGGCACUGGGAUCAAUUGCUUCCCCAAACGGGCAGCCUGCUGUACGACGAGACCGCCCGCCAACUCUACGACCUGCAGCACCUUUAUGAGAUCUUCAAGAUGGACACAGAGUGCGAGGCCAAGUAUGAGGCAUACUCCUCUGCCCUGCGGCGGUUGAACGAGCGCACCGUGGACCAGGCUCAGCGCAACCGUCACAUCUUUGAGCUUCUCAACAACGCCGCCCGAAACGUGGGCACAGUCACCUUCAGCAUGAUCAAGGCCAAGUGCAAGGAGCUAGUUUGACCCAUGAACAUCUUCAUGUUAAAUUUAUAUCUUUAAA
Messenger RNA from Drosophila takahashii, 1290 nucleotides. RefSeq lists its product as uncharacterized. NCBI's taxonomy places the organism in Eukaryota, Metazoa, Arthropoda, Insecta, Diptera, Drosophilidae. The record is from RefSeq and is a predicted model, not a curated record.